Nannospalax galili (Upper Galilee mountains blind mole rat) is the source of this 769-nucleotide messenger RNA. It is a transcript of the gene Bst2, whose product is annotated as bone marrow stromal cell antigen 2. Gene Ontology annotation, molecular function: metalloendopeptidase inhibitor activity. The coding region runs from base 123 to 668 and encodes 181 amino acids. The transcript is spliced from 5 exons. Gene Ontology annotation, cellular component: Golgi apparatus; cell surface. The record is from RefSeq and is a predicted model, not a curated record. Gene Ontology annotation, biological process: defense response to virus; innate immune response. NCBI's taxonomy places the organism in Eukaryota, Metazoa, Chordata, Mammalia, Rodentia, Spalacidae.
AGCCCUUUUGAAGCCUGAGCCGCUGGACUUCUCUAACCAAUAGGCCCCCGAGUCCCUUUAUGCUAAUGAGGGGCGUGGGCUGGAGAAGGUUCCAGCACUUUCAGCGCUCAAGAGAAACCUAGAUGGCACCUGUUUUCUACCACCGUGCGCCUGUCUCCAUGGAGGAGCUGUUGAAGGGGGAACUCCCGAGGGGCCGACUGCCGCUACUGGCAGCGGGGCUGGCCGUGCUGGCCUGCCUGGCUCUGCUCAUCCCGCUCAUCUUCUUCGCGGUCAAGGCGUCCAGCGAGGCCUGUCAGGAUGGGCUCCGGGCAGACAGGGAGUGUCGCAAUACUACCCACCUCCUACAAAGCCAGCUCAAGCGGGCCCAGGAUGGCCUGCUGCAGGCCGAGAAUGAGGCGCACACCUGCAAUCAGACUGUGGUGACCCUGAAGGCUGCCCUAGAAGAAAAGAUGUCUCAGGCCCUGGAGCAGCAUGCCCGGAUAGAGGAGCUGGAGAGAAACAUCACGAUAUUGAAUGAGAAACUGAAGAACACCUUGGAGGAACAGGAGAAAUUAAGGAAAGAGAAGGAAACUUUGAGGAGCGUAUUGCUGCAGAACUCUGUCAGCUCCUUGGCGGCCUCCAGUCUCCCAAUGCUCCUGGUACCACUGGUCCUGGUCCUCCUGUUCUGAGGACCUGGAUGCUGAUAGCCUGCACUGAAGUGGUUGCACUUGUUCACGGUGGCUGGCGGGACAUGACCUAGUGGCUCUGGAGGGACCAUGGCAGCUCUGAG